This is a messenger RNA of Oreochromis niloticus (Nile tilapia), 3098 nucleotides long. RefSeq lists its product as uncharacterized. The record is from RefSeq and is a predicted model, not a curated record. NCBI's taxonomy places the organism in Eukaryota, Metazoa, Chordata, Actinopteri, Cichliformes, Cichlidae. Bases 88 to 2019 code for a protein of 643 amino acids. The transcript is spliced from 18 exons.
GAAGAAAAGCAAAUUCCUCAAGAUGGAGCUAAAUGCUGCAAAAUGCGUCACACGAUGAAGAGUCGCAGAUGACCAAAAGGCUUCCAGAUGAUUCCGUUUCGGGCUCUCGGAUUUGUUUGUUUAAUUAUUGGCUUCAGCGCUGCAUAUGAGCCUGCAGUUGGAGCAAAUGCAGCCUCCAAAAACCACUGUUCCCGAAAAGACUGCAAUGGAAUACAAUAUGACAUCCAAGAGGCUGCUUGCUGUGAAAACAAACUUCAUCCAGGUUCAAACCUGUUUUGUUGUGGAAAGGAGCCUUACAAUCCUGGUACAGCCACUUGUUGUAAAGUUCAACAUGGAAAGAUCCUCACAGCCAGUGUUACUCAGGGUCUGAGUGAAAAUGUGUCCAAGUGCUGUGACCUGAAGGCCUACAACCCAGUCAAUGAAAUAUGUUGUCAAUCAACCAUCAUAUCAAAACCUGGACCAAUGGCUGAAUGCUGUGUUAAAGAUGUCUUUGAUAAGGACAAGCAGUUGUGUUGUGGUCCAGCUGAUAAUAAGACAAUUCUGGUGAGGAAUUCCCGUCACCAUGAGUGCUGUGGUCACAGCCAGUAUGACACUGAGACUCAGUGCUGCUGUUCAAAUGAGGAGAAGAUGGAGAUACAAUCGAAGGAUUCAUCCUGCUGUGUCAAGAAUUUCACUCCAGGCCUUUCAAGUGGAAAUACCACCUUCAACAAACCUUCACCAAAGCAUGGAUAUUGUGGUGAAGAGAUUUACGAUAUGGAAAAUAAGUUGUGUUGUGGUCCAAAUAAUGAUAAAAAGAUCCUGACAAAGAAGUCCAGAGAUCAUGUGUGCUGUCAUCAUGGCCAGUUCAACGUCAAAACUGAGUGCUGCUGUUAUAACAAUCAUAUUGCUGAAGUACAGUUGACGAAUUCAUCUUGCUGUAUGAAACAGCAGAUAUUCAAGCUCCAACCCAAAUGCACUGAACCAAACACACAUCUCUGUGGGUCGUCGUGUUACAAUCCAAAGCAAAAUCGCUGCUGUGAGAGUAACCACGAGCCUCACUCACUUGACAACUCAGGUCAAAGGAAGGCCACAGCCACCGUGUACAACCCACAUACUCAGGUCUGCUGUGAUGGACGUGUAUCUCCGUGGAAGCCUUGGAUCGAUCAGUGCUGUGGAGAGACGCCGUAUGGCUCGGCACAACGUGGAGUUCUCUGUUGUAAUAAGACCUUGUACGAGGACAGAGAUGAUGGAGAGGAAUGUUCAGAGAUGGGUAUUCCUUACAACCCGGCUAAAGGGACCAUAUGUUGUUCUCAGUUUCAUGGCAGCCCAGGACAACACUGCUGUGGGACAGAAAUUUACCGGCCUCGUACUGAGAUCUGCUGCAAUGGACACAGACAUCUGAAAUCAGAAAACAUUCACUGCUGUGGGGUCAAAGCCUACAACAUUAAAGACCCACAGAUGAAGUGCUGUGCAGGAACACUGUACAAUCUGACAUCAUUAGACAAGCAUGGAGGGGAUGCGCAGUGCUGCGGAUCCAUUCUGCAAAAGCCACAGGACAUUUGCUGCUCAAGUGAGGACAAAGAGGUGCUCUACUCUGCCAAAAUAGGGUUCAGAUGCUGUGGUCACCUUUACUAUAACACCACCCUGUGGUCAUGCUGUGCUGGGGGGCUGAGAAGAAUCCGUGAACCAGGACAGGAUCAGAGAAAGAUGAUUAAUGGAUCCAGACUUCUAUCUGUGAAUAAUCUGAACAAAAUCGAUCUUUGCAAAGAAAUGCACAUUGGGACUGUGGAAAGUGUGUCGCUGCAGAGCAUUGUGUUCAGGAGUGUGCUGAAGGUCCAUGGGAUGGAGGCCAAAGUGAAAGCUCUGCCAUUCCCUUACAUCCUGGAAAGAGAUGAUCGCUGCAGCUCCCCUAAACUGAUUGCUGGGAAGACCUACUACUUUAACAAAGUUAAUGUUUUCAUUGAUUUCAAUCAUGACUCUGUUCUUCAGUCACUCCAUUUCAUUAUUUGCAAAUGUUCAUCUCAGGUCACCACUGGCUGAUGUAUACAUGGUCAGUGUGGAUCUGUUGCUCCCUUCUUUGAACAAGUUCUCUUUUUUCACAUAUUUACUCACAGUGUUGGCUUUGUCACACAGAAAAUUAAUUAAUUACACAUCACAUUAUACUGGUUAACAUUAUUUUACAAAGUAAUUUGUUACCAUAUUUAUUACAGAGUACUUGUUGCAUUGCAACCUAAUAUACUCACCCCAAAUUACUCUCUGAUGCACCCAUCACAGUGUGAAUGUUUGCUUGAACUUAAACACAGAAAGAAGUCGUUGUAUGAAUGUGUGAAUGAGGGACGUUGUAUCAAGCGCUUUGAGUGCUCAGGUAGGGUAGAAAAGUGUUAUAUAGAAGAACCUGUCCAUUUAUCAGUAGUAUACAAUACUUCACAUGAUAUGUUGUUUAUACAUUACUCUGCCUAUGUCCAGCCAAACCAUGUUGCUCUGUUGUUAACACAUCCCAAGAUGUCUUAUCACAGACAGAAUUUAGGUACUUUAAGUAAAGAAAACAAAAAACAAUGUAGCUUUUAACUUCAGUUUUACAGGGACUCACAUUGUAGUGAUUCACACAACUUGACAUUAAUCAAUACUGUAACACAGUAAGCUGGUGCACAAUGUUGUUUCUCAAAUCUAAAUUUGAACAAAAUCUAAAUGUAACUUUGAUUCUUGCACUGAUCUAAAAUACAAGGGACAACUGUGUGCACAUGUCCUUGAACCAUACAAUUCAAUACUUGUGGUAAAGUCCAUGAUUUACUGUGAUUGUUAAUUCUAAUGAAUGAUAAACACUUAAUGCCAAUAUCAUGAAUACAAAUAUGUUAGAAGGACCCACUAAAAAUUCCAUUAGUUUCUGUUUCUUUGAAUGUGAUUCAUGUAAAAUAGUUAAUGGUAAGGAUAGGUAUGGGAAUUUAAGAAUGGUAAGGAAUCUAGUAAGGACUUGAGGGACAUUUAAGCUAUAAGCAAACAUAAACACUGCCUGCUUGAUUUAGUGACUUUGUUGUUAAUAUAAUAUAUUGCAUAUAUAUAUUGUAAAUGUUUAAUAUUUGAAUGGACCUAUUAUCCUUUAAGGAUUCAAAUAAAUAAAU